This is a messenger RNA of Musca domestica (house fly), 351 nucleotides long. Its product is annotated as cuticle protein 64-like. The record is from RefSeq and is a predicted model, not a curated record. The coding region runs from base 1 to 351 and encodes 116 amino acids. Lineage: Eukaryota; Metazoa; Arthropoda; Insecta; Diptera; Muscidae. The transcript has a single exon.
AUGAGGAUUUUAAUUCUAUCGCUACUGUUUGUGGCUAUUACGGCCGCAGUAGCAACACCAGUGGAUCCGGUAGCUGUCAAGAGUCAAAAAGAAGAAAUGAACGAUAAACUCGUCAGUCUCUCCGAUGUUUCUGAUGUUGGUGCAACUCACUCGGAUGAAGCCGAGCGCAAAGAACGUGGAAUAUUGGCCGUUGGUUUGGGCUAUAAACCAUUUGGAUGGGGUUAUGGCUGGGGCUGGGGAUACAGACCUUGGGGUUGGAGUGUCUCUAAGAGCUGGGGAGUUGGCUGGGGCGGUUAUGGCGGUUGGGGAGGCAAUGGCGGCUGGGGACCUGGUUGUUUUGGUCCAUGUUGA